AUGGCCUUUCCUGUGGACUCUGGCUCCACUCUGAGCCCUGGCCUUCAGCAGAGAGGAAACUGCAUCUCUAGCUACCGGACAGAUACCAUUCAUCCCAACAUGUCUCUGCUUGUAGGUUCUGAUGCCACCAUAGCCUAUGAUGGUGGCACUGCUGCAAGAUAUCCAUGUGCACCACAAUCAAACCAGGAACAAGCAGUACAUGGCAGCAGAGGGGAUGUUGUGGUGACCUGGUUGCACAGUUCCACAUAUUCUGGACAGCGCCCAAUAUGCCCCGCAUCGGGUGGCUCAUGUGUGGUGACAGGGGACACCCUGAUUGAUAUUGGCAGUGGCCCCACCAUCCACCAGCUCCUCUCUGCCUGUGAGUCCUUUAAGGAGAUUAUCGCUUCAGACUAUACAUACCGGAACCACUGGGAACUGGAGAAAUGGCUGAAGAAUGAGCCAGGAGCGUUUGACUGGACUCCAGUGGUGAAAUAUGUGUGUGAGCUAGAGGGAAACAGGGGAAAGGAGGCUGAGAAAGAGGCAAAAUUAAGGAAAAUCAUCAAACAGGUUCUAAAAUGUGAUGUCCACCAAAGCAACCCCAUGAAUCCAAUCGUCCUGCCUCCAGCUGACUGCCUGGUCUCAUCACUGUGCUUGGAAUGUGCUUGCAAAGAUCUGACCACUUAUCGCAUUGCUCUGAAGAACAUCGGCUCCCCGUUGAAGCCAGGAGGGCACUUGGUGCUGAGUGGAGUUCUGGGCUGCAGUUUCUACAUGGUUGGCCCUAAACCAAUGCAGUAUUUUCUCCAUCAAUGUUAA
Gopherus flavomarginatus (Mexican gopher tortoise) is the source of this 792-nucleotide messenger RNA. Its product is annotated as nicotinamide N-methyltransferase-like. Bases 1 to 792 code for a protein of 263 amino acids. The record is from RefSeq and is a predicted model, not a curated record. Gene Ontology annotation, cellular component: cytosol. Gene Ontology annotation, molecular function: N-methyltransferase activity. NCBI's taxonomy places the organism in Eukaryota, Metazoa, Chordata, Testudines, Testudinidae. The transcript has 3 exons.